AUGUGCUGUGUUUCUCCACCCCACCUCCCCUCCUGGUCCACUACUCACUCUUGUCUCCGUGUGUGCUGUGCUCCUCCCCUCCUACCUUCUUCCCCUCCUCCCUUCUUCCCCUCCUCCCUUCUUCCCCUCCUCCCUUCUUCCCCUCCUCCCUUCUUCCUCUCCUCCCUUCGUCCCGUCGUCCCUCUCUUCCAACAGCACAAGCUCUGGCGGGCAGCGCGGGGGCAUGGGGAGUGGCGCCCACUGGGUGGAGUGGAGGGGGGGACUGCAGCCAAGUGCAAGGGCAACUUCCUCCCUACCUCUCUUCCUCCCUGCUUUCCUCUCUUCCCUUCCGCCGUCCUCUGUUUCAUAGCCUCCCCUCUCCCAUCUACCCGUCCCCCUACCUCCCAGCCUUUCCUCUUGCGCUCUCCUCCUGCUCUCCGUGCCCCAUCUCCCUCCAUCUCCCUCCAUCCCCCUCUCACACCAUCCCCCCCUCUCUUUCUCUGCCCUCUUUCUCUCGCUGUCUCAUCCUUUCCUCCCCCGCGCUCCUCUCUUCCUUCCUUCUCCAGCGAUCUGAGUCACAACAGCAUAUGGGGCACAACGCCGUCGUUUCUCAGCCUGCUGACGCAGCUCAGGCGCCUGUGA
Molecule: messenger RNA, 621 nt
Organism: Closterium sp. NIES-65
Lineage: Eukaryota; Viridiplantae; Streptophyta; Zygnematophyceae; Desmidiales; Closteriaceae
Source: the annotation of a GenBank genome assembly